Leishmania braziliensis MHOM/BR/75/M2904 is the source of this 495-nucleotide messenger RNA. RefSeq lists its product as hypothetical. The record is from RefSeq and is a predicted model, not a curated record. Lineage: Eukaryota; Euglenozoa; Kinetoplastea; Trypanosomatida; Trypanosomatidae. The transcript has a single exon. The coding region runs from base 1 to 495 and encodes 164 amino acids.
AUGCCGAGCUCUUCUUCCAGCGGCAACAACCACGUUGGCAGCGCGACGCCACCGCCGCUAACGCCGGAGGAGAAAGCAGCUCGAGAUGUGCAGCUACAGCGCGAGCAUGAAUCGUACAUCCGCGGCAUCGCGACGAUGCGCUCGCUGCCGCGACUUCGGUCCACCAUUGCAGGCGCAGGCGGUAAGACGAACACCAUCACGCGCAUUGCAGAGGAGCGUGAGGAGGUGCGCCAGCAGCACCUCCGCGCCGCGGCCGCCGCAGCAGCGGAUCUGCUGCGGCGUCGUCAGGCGCAUCAGGAGAAGGUCAAGAAGCUCGAAAGCUCACAGGCGAAGAAGCGCAACCGCCGCGUCGCGAAGAAGCUGAAGAAAAAACAGCGACUCGAAGAAGAGCUGCGCAAUCGGCUGGACUCAGACGACUCUGCUUCGUCAUUGUCGUCGUCGUCGUCGUCGAAACCAUCCUCGAGCGACUCGGACAGCGACGGCGAGAAGGACUGA